CACCCCGCAUACGGAGGCACGUUUCGUGUAGUCACCAUUUUUUGGCCCAAAGUUUGGGUAGUUAAAACGCAAAAGUGAGGGAGAAGUGCCGGCUAAACAUAAUUUCUGUUAUAUUUUACGGGUUGGAGAGUAGUUCCUAAUCCUUAAUGCUUUUAUGGCUUUGAAAAGAAUAAACAAGGAAUUACAAGACUUAGGACGAGAUCCUCCUGCCCAAUGUUCAGCCGGCCCUGUUGGCGACGACCUAUUUCACUGGCAGGCGACGAUAAUGGGUCCGCCUGAAACGCCAUACCAAGGGGGCGUCUUUUUUCUGACAAUUCACUUUCCUACAGACUACCCGUUCAAGCCACCGAAGGUGGCAUUUACAACAAAAAUAUAUCACCCAAAUAUAAACAGUAAUGGCAGUAUUUGCCUGGAUAUUUUGAGAUCGCAGUGGAGUCCAGCUUUAACAAUUUCAAAAGUUCUUCUCUCAAUUUGUUCAUUGUUAAAUGACCCAAAUCCAGAUGACCCACUAGUCCCUGAAGUUGCACGAAAUUACAAAACUGAUAGACAAAAAUACAAUGAGUUGGCGAAAGAGUGGACGAGAAAGUAUGCAAUGUGACAGUGGCCUGUAGAUUGAUGUUUCUGCGGUAUGAUCACCAUCUUAAUAUCUCAGACUUUCGAGAAAUGAAGUUAAUAUUGUUGCCGGUGUUGUAUAAUUCUCUUGUAUUAUUUUUGAAUAUGCUUAACAGCCUUCUUCGUCUGUGUCCAUUUUUAUUUUUUUCCUCCGACUUUGUAUCAAUACUAUCCUCCAUUUCCUUGCACACAUAUUUGUUGUUACAAUUAAACUGUCUGUGUAUUAUGUAGACUAACCAAACCAAUUUAGAAAGAGUGUGGCAGUGAAAUAGGAGGGCCAACAGAGAAGUAACUUGUAAUUAAUAAAAGACAAUUUGAAUGAAGUUAAUUUUACAA
Messenger RNA from Dendronephthya gigantea, 948 nucleotides. RefSeq names its product ubiquitin-conjugating enzyme E2-17 kDa. The coding region runs from base 155 to 598 and encodes 147 amino acids. The record is from RefSeq and is a predicted model, not a curated record. The transcript has 6 exons. Lineage: Eukaryota; Metazoa; Cnidaria; Anthozoa; Malacalcyonacea; Nephtheidae. Gene Ontology annotation, cellular component: nucleus. Gene Ontology annotation, molecular function: ubiquitin conjugating enzyme activity. Gene Ontology annotation, biological process: protein polyubiquitination; ubiquitin-dependent protein catabolic process.